Esox lucius (northern pike) is the source of this 1332-nucleotide messenger RNA. RefSeq names its product hyaluronidase PH-20-like. Gene Ontology annotation, molecular function: hyalurononglucosaminidase activity. The record is from RefSeq and is a predicted model, not a curated record. Gene Ontology annotation, biological process: carbohydrate metabolic process; hyaluronan catabolic process. The transcript is spliced from 4 exons. The coding region runs from base 1 to 1290 and encodes 429 amino acids. Gene Ontology annotation, cellular component: acrosomal vesicle. NCBI's taxonomy places the organism in Eukaryota, Metazoa, Chordata, Actinopteri, Esociformes, Esocidae.
AUGGUCAGAAAGAUGAUGUUUAGUCUCCCCCUACCUACAACGGAGCCCCCACAGUUUGACGGUUACCCUUUUGUAGGUAUAUGGAAUGCCCCGACCCCUGUAUGCAAGAAGCUUGGGAUUCCACUGGACACCUGGUCUUUCAAGGAAGUGACCACACCUGCUGCUGUUCCUGGUCAGUUCCUCACCCUGUUCUACACUGACCACCUGGGCCUAUACCCUUAUGUUAACCCCAAAAACAAUCAGCAGAUCAACGGCGGCAUCCCCCAAAAGGGUAACCUUCCAGCACACCUGAAAAAAGCCUACAGUGACAUCAAUUAUUACAUCCCCUCUGACACAACCCCAGGUCUGGCUGUCAUUGACUGGGAAGACUGGCGACCCCUGUGGGACAGGAACUGGGGCGCCAAGGACAUUUACCGUCAACUGUCCAUUGCCUACGCUCAAAUGAAAGACCCCUCUUGGUUGCCUUCGCAAGCAACUGCCGAUGCAAAGAAGCAGUUUCAGACUGCAGCCCGCAACUAUAUGGAGAAAACCUUGAAGUUAGGCAUCAGCCAGCGACCCAAACGGCUGUGGGGCUUCUAUCUGUUCCCUGACUGCUACAACUAUGGUUGGGAGACACCAGGCUACACAGGGCAAUGCUCCGACCUGACUAAAAGUCAGAACGACCAGCUUCUGUGGCUUUGGGAAUCUAGCACUGCUCUAUACCCUUCAGUCUACCUGCCUGGUUCGCUGAAAAACAGCCCCAACGCUGCGCUCUUUGUCCGAAACCGUGUUCAGGAGGCAGUGAGGGUGGCAGCUCUGCCCAAAAGGCCCUUCACUGUGCCCAUUUAUGUGUACUCCUGGCCCAUGUUCAGCAACCAAAAUGACUUCCUCAGUAUGGAGGAUCUAAUCAGCAGCAUUGGAGAGACUGCAGCCUUGGGAGCCUCUGGGUCAGUGCUCUGGGGGGCCAGUGCCGACUAUACUGACAGGGCUUCAUGUGAAGCAUUAUCCACAUACCUGACAUCUACCCUCAACCCAUACAUUGCCAAUGUGACUGCUGCAGCCAAACUCUGUAGCGAUGUCCUUUGCCAGGGCAAUGGCCGCUGUGUAAGAAAAGACUACAACUCCAAUGUCUACCUGAACCAGAACACAUUCCGCCUACAAGAGUCCCAGGGGAAGUACAUGGCCAUUGGAAUACCCUCAUCCGCUGACCUCCUCACCUUAGCAGACAAGUUCACCUGCCAGUGCUACAAAGGCAGAAGCUGCUCACCCAAAUUAUCACGUCCCAGGACCCCUAUGGUGAUUCCACUGUAGCCUCCCCAGCACUGCAAAACAAGAAAAUUGGACGAAUGAAAA